Molecule: messenger RNA, 3390 nt
Organism: Halichondria panicea
Lineage: Eukaryota; Metazoa; Porifera; Demospongiae; Suberitida; Halichondriidae
Exons: 6
Coding region: 237-3215 (992 amino acids)
Biological process (GO): positive regulation of neuron projection development; positive regulation of kinase activity; protein phosphorylation
Cellular component (GO): plasma membrane; signaling receptor complex
Molecular function (GO): protein tyrosine kinase collagen receptor activity; ATP binding; collagen binding
Source: RefSeq, a predicted model, not a curated record
GCUGCGGAUGUGUUUAGUGCGAGUGUCUCUUCUGUCACCAUAGUAUUAAAGUUUGCAGUGCUGCUACACGGUACACGACAGGAACAAGCUCGACUACAGCUGCAAGUACAUCAGAGACAACACACCUAAACACUGGACUCACGAAGGACAGGCUUCUACUAAAUAGUUUUGCUGCAAAAAGAGCUGUGAGCUAAACAAGCUUGUUUCUCAACAAACAGCAAAGAAACCUACCAAAGAUGGGCUGGUUAUGGAGAUGCUCCCACCUCCUGAUUCUCUGUGUACUGCUCAUCUUCCAACUAACAACUCUGAGCAAUUCUCUGUGUAGUCCAACUGAUAGGAGAUGGUCACAGUACACGAUUACCCCACCCCCCAGUGACUUUGAGGGACAGAGCACAGCAGGUGAUUGUACUGGCAUGCCUACUGCCACAUGUAUAGGACCAUUGUUUGGAGGUCGUGAUAGAAUAGCUAAUGGAGACGUGGGCCUACCAGCUCUUGAUGAUGGUACCUUUGUUGGCCAUGCUUGGGAUCAGACUGUCAGUAUCACAUUCACUCUUGUUCCUAUGGACACUGCAUACGUGGAGGGACUCAAUCUCUACUUCUACAACAUUCCCUCUCGAAGAAUUGGACUACCUUACAAUAUCAGAAUAACCUCACCAUCUAGACCUAGUGACCAUCCAUAUCAACUAGAGGGUAAUGAUGACUUGACCCUGGAUGAUAAUGGACUACGAAGUGUCACCCUUAUCCCAGAAUCACUCUCUUUUACUUCUUCCAUGAAUACCAUCACAAUUAUGUUUGAAUUCACUAACACUGAACAGAUCGACUGGCUUCUCUUGACUGAGGUGGAGAUCUGCACAUCAGAGUCAGCCAUAACCCUCCCCAACCCUCCUUCCAUCACCUUCACCCCGGACACUGUGGGGACCAUCUCCCCACCCACCAUCAACUCCUCACUCAGCCUGACCUGCUCUGUCACUGAGGGGCGGUUUGACUGGACCUGGACUCGGCUUACUGGUGACACCCUCCCUCCAGCACGAGUACUCAAUGCUGGGAGGACUAGUGUUCUGGAGCUAUCACAACUCAGCAGUAAUGAUGCCGAUACCUACCGAUGUCUGGCCACUCACACAGUCGGAACAUUUGGAACACCGGUGUCAAAUAGCGUUGAUAUCACCCUCUUACUUCCAGGUACUAUACAAGCUGAGAAUGGAAUGAUUCAAGUUACAGCCAGUGAUGACAGUGCGGUGCUGAGGUGCUUUCUCUCUGGCUACCUUCCUUCAAUGGCUGUUCCUUCAAUAAUUUGGCGACUAUCUAACAAUGAACUAUCCAAUGACUUAGUUAAUACCAUCACGUCCGAGCAAGGAGACAUGUUUAUUCAGAAUGGAAGUGCACAACCUAUACCAAGUUUGACCAGCACACUGACUGUGAAUCUGACAAGAGAUCCACUUACGACUAGCACCCGAAUUUACAAUUGUAUAUCGAGCAGCCAGACGGUCACCCCCCUCGUGCAAACAAUUGUCUUGACCUCUGAUGUUAUCAAUCCUCCUCCUGUUGUCAAUCCUCCUGUCAAUACUACUACCCCAUCUCCCAACCCUCCUAUCACUCCUGAGUCAAGCCAAGGGUUGAUUAUCGGAGUCAUUGUUACCGUCAUUAUACUCUUGAUCAUCAUCAUUGCCUUUGUCAUUGUUAUCAUUAUUUUCGUUAAAAGGAGAGGUCAAAGAUCAGAUGCGUUUGUGGAAGACUAUGACUAUGACAACAAGGGGGGACCACUCUAUCAGGAAGUGAUAUUGAAACCCCGCCCUCCCCCAUUGCCUGCACAUUUCCCACCGUCCCCCCCAGCCUCAGUAAUCGGACCAUACGCUGUCACCGAAAAUGGUGUGGACUCGGGAAAUUUUGAACUGACACAAAUAAAUGGAGGAGAUCGUAAUUCCUGCUACGCUGAGAUAGGCAACCCAAAACCACGACGACUCAAAAAUGAACCGAAAUUUCUACAAGACAAUCCCCUGUAUGCUUCGGCCGAUAAUCUAGAUAGAAGUCUCGAUGCUCCUAAUUUGCCUCACAGACGAUUUGCUAGUGUCAGUUCAAUGGACGAUGUCUCCAACAGCACUCAUGGCAGUAUACUCAAUAUAUACGCUACACCGUUUAAAAUUGCACCCCCUGUCCCGCAAAGACCACCCACUCCGCAACUAUUUGAUGGCAAUGUGUACAGCGAAGCUCUCUCACCAUCCAUGAUGGUAACAGACAAGAGAUACUCUACACCUCCUGGGUUGGGCACUGAAGAGUCUUGUCCUGCUUCAUCCAUUUACGCUGAUCCACAACCAUUGUUGAGAUCCGAGGGCCCAAUCGAGGUAGCCCCUUCGCAAGUUCGAGAGAUUCGAGGGCUUGGUGUCGGGCAAUUUGGACAAGUUGUGUUGGCUGAGACUGUGGGUUUGAGUUUGAAGGAUUUGAAAUUAAGCGAACACAACAAUGAUCGAAAUAUCACCAUCCAAGUGGCCAUCAAGAGACUAAAACCUGAUGCUGACGAAGGAAUCAAAGAGGCUUUCGAGAAAGAGAUCAAAUUCAUGUCUCGUUUAAACCAUAAAAAUGUUGUGCGGCUACUUGGUAUUUGCCCGUAUGGAACUGCCUUUAUCCUUAUGGAAUAUAUGGAGAAUGGAGAUCUCAAUCAAUACCUUCACAAACACUCUGAAGAAGAUAAUGAGAAGCCACUAUCGAAAGAAGCGCUGGUCUACAUAGCCACUCAGAUCUCGGGUGGAAUGAUGUAUCUCGCCACUCUCAAGUUUAUCCAUCGUGACCUGGCCACGAGAAAUUGUCUGGUAGGUAGCAACAACGAGGUCAAAAUUGCUGAUUUUGGUAUGAGCAGAAGUCUGUAUUCUUCCUACUACUAUCGCAUUCGUGGUAGAGCUAUGUUACCUAUUCGCUGGAUGGCCAACGAGUGCUUUUACGGACGAUUCUCAGAGAAAACUGACAUAUGGGCUUUCGGAGUCGCCAUGUGGGAGAUAUUCACUUUCUGUAGUCAGCAACCGUACGAUGAAAUGACCGAUCAAGAGGUCAUCGACGAUGCCAUUCGAGGGGCAGAACGAACACUUUUGGAGCGACCGGAUUAUUGUCCCCCUGAGGUAUACGAAGUGAUGCUGCGAUGCUGGGAGGACGAUCCCGAGUCAAGAGCUAACUUUGAAGAAGUACAUUCUUCUCUGAACGCUAUAUAUGAGCAAAGUGAUCUCUGAUGUGUGUGUAUGUAUGUAAAGCUGUUAGGAAGUAUAAAGUAUACGUAUAUAAUGUGCUGUAUUUUUUUUAUUAGUCCAGUGGUGUGCUUCCAUUUAUUUUCCAUGGAUCAAGCUAUAUUGUGUAUGUUCAAUAUGAUACUGCAUUUUAUUGUUGUAAAAAACAUUUGCAUUGUUA